UCUCUCUCUCUCUCUCUCUCUCUCUCUCUCUCUCUCUCUCUCUCUCUCUGUCUCUCUCCGUCUCUCUCCGCUCUCGGCUGUCCAGAGAAAUUACAAUAUUUAUCACACCCGCGAACGAACGACUCUGUUUUCUGUAUUUGACUAAGAAGCUCAGUUUUCUUCUCAUCUAACGUUACCGAGACCCCUCAAUAUGUCCCUUUAGCUGCCCCUCGGGAUGCCUGACCAUGACAGCUCAGCCCUAAGCAGACAGACCAAGCGGCGCCGCGUGGACAUCGGGGUGAAGAGGACUGUGGGUAGUGUAGUCUACACCCGAGUCAGAGAUACCCUCCUAUUCAACACCAUGAAUCAAUCCCACGGCCCCGAGCAGGACGGAGACUGCUCAUUGGUCCCUCACAGCCACGGUGGGUCCAAUGGGGACGGAGAGAAGUCCAAUGUUCUCCGGAAGCUUCUGAAGCGGGCAAACUCAUACGAAGAUGGCAUGAUGCCUUUCCCUGGCACCACCAUCAUCUCUCAGCUGCUGAAGAGUAACAUUGUGAAGAAUGGAGACAGCGAGGGAGGCUUCCAGGGUAGUGGCGGUCUCUCCAGCGCUGGGUCAGAUUUCCAAGCGGAGGAUGUCUGCAGUAACUCCUCCAGAGACAGAGACAGCCCCCUCCCCCUCUCUCCCUCCUCCCCCUGCCUCCUCCCCUUCGGCCGCCCCCCUCCCCCCCACCCCCCUCUCACCCCUCUGGACCUGGAGCGCCUCACGGACGAGCACCUGCGUGCCAAACGGGCCAGGGUGGAGAACAUCAUCCGGGGCAUGAGCCAUUCCCCCUGCGUGGCUCCACCUUCCCUCCAUCCCAGAGAGAAAGGGAACAAGACGGGGAGAAGAGAGGACAGGGAGAGGGACUGUCCCCCACUGCAGCCUCCCAGCCCUGGGUCUCUCUCUAGAGGGGGAGAGGGGUACAGGGAGAGCCGGGGGGAGACUAGAGGAGAGGUGUACAGGGAGAACAAGAGAAAACAGCGUCUCCCCCAGCAGCAACAGCUGGUGUGUGUCAGACAGGAGAAGAGACUAGAGGAGAGACGACAACUCAAACUACAGCUAGAGGAUAUGCAGAAACAGCUUCGUCAGCUGCAGGAGAAGUUCUACCAGAUCUAUGAGACUGAGACUGAGGAGGAGGAGGAGGAGGAGGAGGAGGAGGAGAGAGGAGGAGGAGGAGGGGAGGAGAGAGGAGGAGAGGAGGACGGGAACCUGUCAGAGGACAGCGUCCGCUCCGACGGUUUGGAGAACAGACACAGGGACCGCCGCGGCAACCGUAACCGUGCCGACGGUAUAUAUGGUGACCUGUCAGAGUUGGUUGACGACCCAGGUCUGUUUCUGGACCGAGCCAGAGCACUGUUCCGAGAACAGGCCCUGAUGGCCGGAGAGAAGGAUGAGGAGGGAGAGAGGGAAGGGGGGAGGAGGGUGAAGAGGGAUUGGGGCCGAGGGGAGAGAGGGGAAGGAGGGGGGCCGAUGCGAGCCGAGGGGGGGCAGCUAGCCGAGACUCUGAAACAGGAGCUCAACUCUGCCAUGUCGCAGGUGGUCGACACCGUGGUUAAAGGGUUCAACCAUCAUCAUCUUCAACACCAUCCCUCUCAUCACAACGGCUCCCAAAACACCCCCUCUGCCACUAACGCCCCCCCCUCACAGGCCCCCCUCCCCUCCUUCCCCCCCUCCCUCGCCACUGACUCUCGCUUCGGGGGAGUCAGCAUGAACACGAACGGUGACAGGCCCAACUUUCACUCAGCCAAUCAGAGGCUGCCGUGCUUUGGUGAUGUUAUCAUCCCGAGCCCGCUGGACUCGUUCGGCGGUCUCAGUGUCCCGACGGCCGGCGACCAGACAGAAGCACUGCCUCUGGUGGUCAGGAAGACCAGCACAGACCCACACCACCAGAACCCCUCUCACCCUCCUCCUCACCCCCACCACCCCUCCCUCCAUUCCUCCCCCCUCUCUGCCUCUCUGGGGUUCUCCCCUCCCUCCUUCCGACACCCCUUCCCCCUCCCUCUGAUGGGCUACCCCUUCCAAAGUUUCUCCAAAGACCAGCGCUCCUCCCCUGAGUCCAUGGACCUGUCCAGGGAAACUGUGGGGCUGCGGACCAAGAUGGGGUCGGGUGGCGGUGUCCAUUUUGUCUCCCACCACCACCACAGGCAGAGCUCUCCGCCCCAACAUGGAGGAGGGAGCGAGGGGCUGUCGCUGUCGCUCAUCAAGUCAGAGUGUGGAGACCUUCAGGACAUGGCUGAUAUAUCGCCUUAUUCAGGAAGUACCAUCCAGGAGGGCUUGUCUCCCAACCAUCUGAAGAAAGCCAAGCUCAUGUUUUUCUACAGCAGAUACCCCUCGUCCAACAUGCUCAAGAUGUUCUUCUCAGACGUCAAGUUUAACCGGUGCAUCACGUCUCAGCUCAUCAAGUGGUUCAGUAACUUCAGAGAGUUCUAUUACAUCCAGAUGGAGAAGUUUGCCCGGCAGGCCAUCAACGAGGGAGUGACCACCAACGAGGAGCUGUCUGUGGGCAGGGAGUCUGAGCUCUACCGGGCCCUCAACAUGCACUACAACAAGGCCAACGACUUUGAGGUUCCAGAGCGGUUCCUGGAAGUGUCCCAGCUGACAUUGAGGGAGUUUUUUAAUGCCAUAGUAGCAGGGAAAGACGUGGACCCGUCCUGGAAGAAGGCCAUCUAUAAGGUGAUCUGUAAACUAGACAGUGAAGUCCCAGAGGUCUUCAAAUCACCCAACUGUCUGCAGGAGCUACUGCGCGAGUAACGUGGACGUGACGUUUCGGGGACAAAACCGCUGCACUUCGAGAGGUCCACACUCAAAAAAGAAAAAUACAUAAAUAAAUACAAAGUUUUGUUUUAAAAACUGUACAAAUUUACAGUUUUUGUACAAUUCUGUCGAUUACAGUUUUUGUAAAAUGUUACACUUUGACCUUUUUUUUUUGAGUGGUGACCUGUUUUUUUCAUAUGUGGCCAACAAAACUUGGAGAGGAAUGGUUUUCUGCUGAAGACAUAUAGACAAAUGUAUAUUUGGAUGAAUGGAGCACGUUGAAGUGUCAUUGUCAUUGUUGUUGGGGAUGUUUCGUCAAAACAAAUUAUUUGUCACAUACAGUACAUCUCACUGUACUUACAGACAAAUAUCCAUAAGUAAUGAGGUCCCCACUCAAAAAACAAACAAACGUUGUUUUGAAAAUAACUGUAACGUGAACAGGUUUUUUAGAUUACAUUUUAAGAUUAGACCUUAUUGUUUUCUAUCUAAGUGGUUUUACGCUCCAAUAACAAAAGACGUUCAGACAUCUAACUGGGAGAGUGACAGUUUUCUACGGACAACAUCAGAUGAGUAUGAAGACAAUGGGUCGUAUCGCGGACGUAUCAUGGAAUUGAAUCCAACCCUAUAUCUCAUUUAUAUUGUGGACGUUUCAGACGAAGGCCAUUUCUAAUAAAGGGUCCCAUUAACCCCCCGA
Messenger RNA from Coregonus clupeaformis (lake whitefish), 3467 nucleotides. It is a transcript of the gene prox1a, whose product is annotated as prospero homeobox 1a. Gene Ontology annotation, cellular component: nucleus. The transcript is spliced from 7 exons. NCBI's taxonomy places the organism in Eukaryota, Metazoa, Chordata, Actinopteri, Salmoniformes, Salmonidae. Gene Ontology annotation, molecular function: DNA-binding transcription factor activity, RNA polymerase II-specific; RNA polymerase II cis-regulatory region sequence-specific DNA binding. The record is from RefSeq and is a predicted model, not a curated record. The coding region runs from base 215 to 2770 and encodes 851 amino acids. Gene Ontology annotation, biological process: regulation of transcription by RNA polymerase II.